GCGUCGACGCCCGCCAUUUCGAUCGACCGUCGCGGCGCGCGCGUGCCAGGGCCGGGGACCGGUCCGCGCCCGCCGGAGAGACCAUGGGCGCCAUCUUCACGAAGCUCCUCGACGCCUUCUACAACAAGAAGCUCGAGGUCGUCCUCGUGGGCCUCGAGAACAGCGGCAAGACGACGCUCCUCAACGUCCUCGCGGCGGGCCGCCCCGUGGAGACGUGCCCGACCAUCGGGUUAAACGUGAAGCUCGUGCGCAAGGGGGGCGUGCAGAUGAAGUGCUGGGACAUCGGGGGCCAGGCCCAGUACCGGUCCGAGUGGGGAAGGUACACGCGCGGCUGCGACGUGAUUAUUUACGUCGUCGACGCGAACGCGCUCGACUCCAUCCCCCUCGCGCGCAAGGAGCUCCACCGGCUGUUGGAGGACCGCGAGCUCGCGACGACGCCGCUCCUCGUCAUCGCGAACAAGAUCGACCUCGAUCCGCACAUCUCGGAGCCCGACCUGAUCAGAGAACUGAACCUCGACUACAUCACGGAGAACCCCUGGAUCGUCAUCCCCGUCUCCGCCCUCAAGGUCAUCAACAUCGACCAGGUCCUCUCCUGGCUCAUCAAGCAGGGCAGCGCGAACAAGUGACGCGGCGGCAGCGGCGCGGCGCGCGCAAGCUCGUAACUAAACUGCCCUC
Aureococcus anophagefferens is the source of this 675-nucleotide messenger RNA. RefSeq lists its product as hypothetical. Lineage: Eukaryota; Pelagophyceae; Pelagomonadales; Pelagomonadaceae. Gene Ontology annotation, molecular function: GTPase activity; GTP binding. Gene Ontology annotation, biological process: protein transport. The transcript has a single exon. The record is from RefSeq and is a predicted model, not a curated record. Bases 84 to 626 code for a protein of 180 amino acids.